AUUUCCUUCAUUGAUGACAGUUAACGUGGAUAAUAUGUGAUCUAACAAAAACCCUAGACUGCGCUAAAAAUUUAAAAAGCUUAACAAGGAUAGCUUCCAGAUUCAAAGCUCCGUAUUAAAAGUACAGUACGCAGACUGUAUGAAGAACCAUCUACGGGUGCGGAGUGCUUGAAGCUCAUUUUUAUCUUACGGUGUUAUACAGGCAAGCGGCAACUGGAAUUUGCCUAAAUAGCGAAGCGAAGUGCUACACAUAGACAUCCGCAGUUACAUUGCCUACACUAAUUAACAGAAGGACACACAUAAAUAGGAUAUUUCCUUUGCCUUUCUUUGCCAAGUUCACUUCCCCUGCUCACCCUUUCUUUAAACAAAAGGGCGGUAGUUAGGCGUUGGGAAAGUGCGAUCUGGUUACAUUGUGCUCAGCUGUGAUCUGCCUACAGUAUGAUGAAAUAGAAAAUCAUCCUAACCUUAAUCUAUUACCGAAGGUAUGUGGUAACAUCAACGAAGACUACACAAUAUCUGAUAAACCACAUUUUGAAGAGUUUCCCUGGAUGGCUCUGAUAUUUAACAGUGAAUCAGACAAAGAAGAAAAAUUCCUCAGUAGUGGUACCUUAAUAAACUCCAGAUAUGUUCUUACAUUGGUUGAAUGCACUGAUAUUGAUCACUAUAAUGCAAGGAGUGUUAGAAUUGGAGAAUACAAUAUAAACACUGAAAGUGAUUGCGAAGAUGAAGGUGGAGAUACAAUUUGUGCAUUGCCCGCGCAGGAUAUACGCGUACAAAAAGUCGAUAGAUCUUCUGAUUGCCAUGAAAAUGCAUCUUUUUUUACAAACUGCGUAGCUCUAUUGCGACUUGAAAAGGCAGUUGACUUCAAAAAACCUAAUGCCGGCGCAAUCUGUCUACCCAUGGCUAGGGAUCUAUUAAGUCGUAAUCUCUCAGGACUGCGAGGUACGCUCGCCGGUUGGGGACUAUCAAAUAAUCCUAAUACUUUGAGAAAGUCAAGUUCCACUGUUGUUUCAGAAGUCAAAUGCAUGGAAUAUAUCCGAACAAGAAAUGUCGACAAACUACUAAAUACAGUAUGUGUGAAAAGUUCUAAGCACUUCGAGAUUGGAGCACCUCUGAUGAUCAAAACUGAUCACAUAGGUUACAAAAGAUACACUCAGUACGGAAUAUUAUCGACAGGACUACAAGACAGCGAUAUUAAUAUAUUUGUAGAUAUUACCAAAUAUAUGAAAUGGAUUCUGGAUACAAUUAAAGUUUGAAUUGAGUUAA
Molecule: messenger RNA, 1266 nt
Organism: Papilio polytes (common Mormon)
Lineage: Eukaryota; Metazoa; Arthropoda; Insecta; Lepidoptera; Papilionidae
Product: serine protease easter-like
Exons: 6
Coding region: 549-1256 (235 amino acids)
Biological process (GO): proteolysis
Molecular function (GO): serine-type endopeptidase activity
Source: RefSeq, a predicted model, not a curated record